AUGGAGAAGGAGGGGGGCUUGACUUAUGAUAAGGUUGUGCUGAGAAGUUGUGACUUGGAUCUGCUUAGAGGCCCACAUUUCUUAAAUGACAGCCUUAUUGAAUUCUACUUCAGCUAUCUUUUUAAUUCCCAAUUACCAGAUGUGCAUGAUGAUGAUGAUGUUGAUACCCAAAUCCACUCGAAAUCCAAAGAUGACAUCCUUCUGGUUCCACCCACACUCUCAUAUUGGCUAGCAAAUUCCCUCGAUUCUCAGAGUUUGAAAGGGUUUGAGGAGUCUCAUAAGGUAGCCGAAAAGCAACUUGUUAUUUUCACGGUCAAUAAUAAUAAAAACGUGAGCCAAAUUGAUGGGGGAACACAUUGGAGCUUGCUGGUGUUUUACAGAAAAUCAAAUACAUUUGUGCAUUAUGACAGCUUGGGGGGAUUGAAUCAUUGCGAUGCCAGAAAACUUUAUGGAGCAGUUAAACAUGUGGGAGGAGGAAUUAAUAUUACCACCUCUUCUUCUAAUUCUAAAGCUACUGAUACUACUACUACUACUACUACUACUACUACACCAUCAUCUUCUUCUUCAACAAUUCGAUUUAGAGGUAAUCAUCACAAGAAAAAUAUGAAAAGGGCAAGGAAUAUCAGAAGGGUUGGGAUGAUGUGCAGGGCGCCGCAUUGGUUUCUCUACAACUUGAUGGUCAAGGGGGUUGGUGAUCAUGAUCGCGAUGAUGAUGAUGAUGAUGAUGAUGAUGAUGAAGAUGAAAGGAAAGCAGCAGCCCCUUGGGUGCCUCAAUAUCAUCAUGGUUACUUGAAUACUCCACGUACUAGUACUAGUAGUUACUAUGUUGAUGAUAACAAUGAGCCUUGUUUUAGAGAAUUACCGACACCGCGGCAGACAAAUCUUUAUGAUUGUGGUUUAUAUGUGAUGGCCAUUGCUAGAGUCAUAUGUCAAUGGUACUGCGCGGCGGCCUCUAGUGCUACUACUACCCAUGUGGAUGACGAAGACGAUGAUGCUCGGUUUCCGAACAUCAUGAAGCAUGUUGAUAAUUAUUUGGAAUCGACAAUGCGUUCUGAGUUGUUGGUCCUCGUUGAACAACUCAAAUCUCAUUCUACUGGCCUUGAUGAUCAGCCGCAGCCCCAACAAACUAGUAUUCUAUUAUGUGAUGAUGCACAAGCACUUGAUGAUGAGAAACUAAUAUGA
Molecule: messenger RNA, 1182 nt
Organism: Prunus armeniaca (apricot)
Lineage: Eukaryota; Viridiplantae; Streptophyta; Magnoliopsida; Rosales; Rosaceae
Source: the annotation of a GenBank genome assembly